ACCGCCGAACCAUACCCACAUUUUUGAUGAGUCGAGUAUAUAUAGAUAUACUACGCCUGCUAUUCGUGGAUCUGGCUGUAAGGUAUCAUGGUAUAAGCAUCCAAAAUAUUGAGUUCUUUUUUUACCCGCCAGAUGUAGCGAAUGUAGCAUCAUUCAGUAUGAAUGAAAACAAUCUGGCAAAAAGCACGAAAUUUUGGAAUGAGUAACAAGAGAGAAUAAAAAGUUUAUAAAGGAAAGACAAGACGAUAAGCAAUAAAUAUUAUACUUAGUUCUGUGAUAACUCGUGUAUAUUUGUAUCUGACGUUUUGAGGUUCAAUUGGUACAGUAACCUCAGCAUAGCAACUGUUUCUUAAAUGGCCCUCUUAUUUACAAGUAUGUGGGACUCUACAAUGUUCCUAAGCACUUUGACACCGAAAUUUUAUGUUGCUCUAACGGGAACCUCGUCCUUGAUCUCUGGAUUAAUAUUGAUAUUUGAGUGGUGGUACUUCAGGAAGUAUGGUACAUCCUUCAUCGAGCAAGUAUCUCUCAAUCACAUAUCACCGUGGAUUGGAGGAGGUGAUGGGGGAGGAGAUGGGAAUAAUUCAAAUUUAAAUGGUUCAAACUCUUCUAAUCAGCAAAACGUCCCUGAAUGCAAAGUAUGGCGCAAUCCUAUAAACCUAUUUCGAGGAGCAGAAUAUCAGCGAUUUUACUGGGCUACGAACAAGGAACCUCUGACUUAUUAUGAUAUGAAUCUGUCAGCUCAGGAUCAUCAAACGUUUUUUACAUGCGAAGGUGAUACAGGUAAGGCAGAGUAUGAAAUAAUGCAAACGGCAUGGAGAGAGAGAAAUCCAGUAGUACGAAUAAAAGCUGCACACAGUGCACUGGAACGAAAUCCAGAUUGCGCACCUGCUUAUAUCCUCCUAGCCGAGGAAGAAGCAACAACCAUCCAAGAAGCAGAGAAGAUAUUGAAACAGGCUCUAAAAGUAGCAGAAAACAAUUACAGAAAAUCUCAAAAUACUCAGCACCAAGGAUCUGUGGCAGAGGCGAUACACAGGAGAGACACAAAUGUACUUAUUUACAUUAAAAGAAGAUUAGCAAUGUGUGCAAGGAAGUUAGGCAAAUUAAAAGAAGCUGUAAAAAUGUUUAGAGAUCUAACAAAGGAAGUACCACCCAUUAUGAACGUUUUAAACAUACAUGAAAAUUUGAUAGAAGCGUUACUAGAAAUGCAAGCAUACGCCGACGUGCAGGCGGUACUUGCAAAGUACGACGACAUCAGUUUACCAAAAUCAGCGACAAUCUGCUACACAGCAGCAUUACUAAAGACGAGAUUAGUUGCUGACAAAUUUUCGCCAGACAUUGCAAGCAAAAGAGGAUUAACCACAGCAGAGAUGACAGCUGUAGAGGCAAUUCACAGAGCUGUAGAAUUUAAUCCUCACGUACCAAAAUAUUUACUAGAAAUGAAGCCAUUGAUCUUGCCUCCGGAGCAUGUUUUAAAAAGAGGUGACUCCGAAGCCAUUGCCUAUGCCUUCUUUCAUUUAUCACACUGGAAACAAAUGGAAGGUGCUCUCAAUUUGUUACACUGCACCUGGGAAGGUACUUUCAGAAUGUUACCAUAUCCAUUAGAAAGAGGACAUUUAUUUUAUCCCUAUCCAACCUGCACAGAAUGUGCAGAUCGAGAGCUGUUACCUUCGUUUCACGACGUGAGCGUUUAUCCUAAGAAGGAACUGCCAUUUUUCAUUUUAUUCACAGCAGGCCUCUGCUCCUUUACGGCUUUAUUGGCCCUUUUAACUCACCAGUAUCCUGAUACCAUGGGCGUUGUUGCACGAGCCAUGCUCGCUUGGCUCUCUUUACCAUUUUAUUACGUCCUAGACAAGUUGGAGGCAGUAUUACCGUCAAAUUUACUGCAGCAACUCUCUAGAAUAUAAAAAGCAUUUCUAUAAAUGUAUUAACAACCAAGACUCAUUGUGAUAUGUAUAUUUAAACGCUUCUCUUUUGUUCUCUCUUCUUUUCUACUUACGGUAUUUAUAAUGUAUCUAUAAGACAGGCAUAAAUAGUACUUUCCUACCCCAUUGA
Messenger RNA from Cephus cinctus (wheat stem sawfly), 2052 nucleotides. RefSeq names its product protein ST7 homolog. The coding region runs from base 354 to 1904 and encodes 516 amino acids. Lineage: Eukaryota; Metazoa; Arthropoda; Insecta; Hymenoptera; Cephidae. The transcript has a single exon. The record is from RefSeq and is a predicted model, not a curated record. Gene Ontology annotation, molecular function: protein binding.